This is a messenger RNA of Symbiodinium sp. CCMP2456, 4098 nucleotides long. Lineage: Eukaryota; Dinophyceae; Suessiales; Symbiodiniaceae. The record is from the annotation of a GenBank genome assembly.
AUGGAGGGCCGCGCGCUGAAACUAGCACUGCGCUCCUCCAAGGAAGGUGUGCUUUCCACUGCGCUUUCCACUCUGCGGGUAACCUUUGUUGCAGAGCAGAUGAUUCACAACAGCGAGCCAGUUAUGGGGAAACCGCAGGAUGCCCCAAGCUACGAGGGACCCGAGGAUCACCAGCUGCUGGCAGGCGUGGUGCGCAGUCUGCAGGCCAAGGGUCAAAGUUGGGCAGAGUGGCUGGAAAGAAGGGGCGGCAGCGCGUCCGCCCGAGAUCCGGCAAGGCAUGAGAUCGGUGCCUUGAAAGCCUUCCUGGAGGACUGUGGAUCUGGAGAUUUGGGGAGCCAAGUUCUGCGCAACGACCGGAAGAGACGGAAGGCAAAGGAGCAGCUCAAGGAAGCCCUUGGCAGUGAUCCGACCGCUAGUCGCUUGCUGCGACUGGUGGAGCUCACAAGGGCUCACCCAAACUUCGGCCUCUUCUUCGGACUCGCCGGUCUCGGGGAAGGGCGGAGAAGGUCCCGGGCGGCCGCGCCGGACCCGGAGGCUUUGCAGGCAGAGGACGUUCUCGUGGCGGUGGACUGCGAGAUGGUUUCCACGGAUCUGGAGGAGGACGCGCUCGCGCGCGUCUGCGUCUGCAACGCCCGGGGUGAGCUGCUGCUUGACAGGCUGGUGAGACCUCCCGGGAAGGUCACAGAUGCUCGCAGCAGUAUCACCGGUAUCGAGGCGAAGGACUUGGAGGUGGAUUACCGGCUCGAAGAUGCACAGGCAGACAUCCUCGGCCUGAUCCAUCCAUUGACGGUGGUUGUAGGUCACACAUUGCACAAAGACCUGGACGUGCUCCGGCUCGACGCACCUUUGGUUUUGGAUAUUUCCCUGUUGUAUGGAGUGGAGGGUCAACCAAAGCGGCGACCCGCAUUGGCACAGCUGGUGCAGCACAUACUUGGUCAGGACGAUUUCCGUGCCACUGGGACGCACGACUGUGCCCAGGAUGUGCUCGUAACGAUGCAGAUUGCUCUGCAGCGACUGAGAGGCACUGGGCGCUCCAAAGAGAUGCCAGCAAUGGUUUGGGUGCCUCCGCCCCCUGCAAGCGAUUCAGACCUGCAGGCAAGGACGCUGUUCUUGCAUCGAAUACCGCGGCGAGCGGAGGCGUUUGGUGCCAUUACGAAGCUCUUCACCUCCUUACGAAGCGAUUUGGCGUCUCAAGUGGAGGGCAUCACGAUGGUUCAGGGAUCGGAAGUAUCCGGAACAGCCCUGCAAGGUGCCAGGGCCUUGUUCCUGUCUGCAGAGGCAGCAGAAAAGGCAUUUCUGGCACUUGCGGCCGAGUCUAUCGAAGUUGACAAGGUCCAGCGGCCGCAGAAGAUGGUGCGCAUCCACUUCGGAGACCGGGACACUUUGAUUUGUGUUCGGCCAUGCCUGGGUGGAGUUGGCAAGGCUUCCCUGGCGGCUCCCCAAAGUGAGAAGCGUCUCCAAGCCGACGUACCAGAGGCGAGGCCGGUGAAGACGGCACGUAAGGCCGCUGCCAAGGCCAAGGGUUGGCCUGGGUGGCGGCGAGCCGCCGAGGAGGCGCUGCGGGAUUCCGGUGGCUCGGCCCCUUGGAAGGACUUGCUGGAGGCCAUGGUUGCCAGGCGACGCACGCAGGCGGGGGGCCGCCCUGGUGAGGCCGAGGAGAGCCGGGAUGUGUUGGAGCUGCGAGCGCUGUCCGCCUUGCCCGAGGAGUAUCUCAGUGAUGCCGAUCCGAUGGUGCGCCAGGGGCAGCACAUGGUUCGAAGCGACGCUCACCCACCGCUGCACGAUGGCGAGCGGCAGGACCUGAUGCAUGCCACCAUCCUGGACAUGCAAGUCUCCAUACCCUGUCUGCGCACAGCCUUGAGAUCCAGAAGUGAGGACAAUGUCCCGCCGUCUCCGUCGUAUUCCACAAAGUGGUGCGACGUUAGAGAAGUGGAAUCCCAGCAUUCUGUUGCGCUAGAGCAGAGACGAGAAGACGAGGCCAGCAACGGCCAACUUGCAUUCUUUGCAUUGGUGGCUUGUGUUGUGCCUGCUUGGGUGACCGGCCUGACUCCGAGGGCUUUGCAGCUCAUAUCAGCCCCCGUCCAGGCAGGGCUAACCUUUGACACCGCUGAGGCUCAUCACAUGCGUCGCUCGGGGCGAACGCAUCAGCUCGGAGAAGCAGCAGAUGCCAGGAGCCAGGAGGUUCAGGAGUUUCGAAGUGCAUUUCUACGACAGACAGCGACUAGUGCUUUGGUGAAGCCAAGUCAAGAGAUCUAUCAAACUCCACGGGCACUUACAGAAAGGGCUUCAUCCAAGAGAACCUCGAGCAUCAGUGACACUGGCCAUGUCCAGAGUGAUACGGCAGCACACCUCGAUGCAGUUCACAUGGAAGCCCGAAGCGGCAACAUGGAGAGCUCCAGCUUGGAAGCAGUCGACCUCGCGCGUUUCGAUCGCGAGCCUGCUGGCAACUUGGGAAAGCGCUCAACUUCCAAGACGUCAGCGGAUUCAGACAGCAGCAGGUGGAAAGUUUCAGCCAAUGGAGGAAGCUCGCUGGAAUGGCGAGUGGCAGUGAACUUGCACCGGGCAGACUGUGAAGAUGAUGCAGACGUCGCGGACAUUUUCUCGUCACAAGUCGGACAACCACUUGAAAAGAUUCCGAGUCAAUCUCCAUACGAGUCUCCAGCAAACAGUCCUCCCGCUGUAAGCCCCAUGCCGAGUGGGCGUGGAGAAGGAAGCCUCAAGCAAGCCGAACGGCGAGCCACCGAGAGCAGGCUGCAACUGCCAACGUCAGUUUCACGCUCGCCUCGAAGUUUGAGCCCUCCACAGGGGUCAAACAGGGACUUUGUGGAUGCCAGGUGGAGAGCUCGUCAGGAGAUUUCGCCCGCGUUGGAAGACUACAUCACGUGGCUGGAGGCGCGUCAGGCGCCAACGCCUCAACAGUCGCCGCUUGCUUCAGGUCAGUCUGGCCGAAAGCACAGCAGCACUGUGAACAGUGCGGGCAGCAUCCUCUUCCCGGAGAGGCUUUCCCCCCAACCUGGUAAUUCAGCCAGCCUCGCCAAUAGCCUUGCAAGCAGCAUGGCCAAUGAGCUUCUGGGGAGUCGUGCAUUGGCAUCACGAUCGCUUCAGGAAUACAUCCUCUGGCUGGAGGUACAGGAUGCCAAAGCGGAAAGUGGAAGGCGUUCCAGUUUGACAAUCAACAGUCUUGCCAGUUCAAGUGCUGUCGACUUGCAGGCGACGUAUGAGGCAGAAACAUCGAGAGCUGUGGAAAAGUAUUGUGCUUGGCGUCAACUGCAGGACCAGGAUGGUGGCAGGCUCAGGCACCUGGACAAGCGCGGCAGCAACAGGUCCGUUGAAAGUGCCGCAUCAAAUCAGCUGCCCUCGAGUCCAAGCUCGGACGCAAUUCAGCGGCUGCUUGAGGAAAGCGGUGGGAGCGCACCUGCACUCAGAGAGUACCGUCAGCAGCUGGGCUUCUCCGAUUCGUCGGGCUCGUCAGGGCAACGAGGCGACAGCAAGAAGAGAGUCUACACCGUUAUCAACCUCCCACCUUUGGAUGAAGUCUCAGACGACAUGAUCGAUGGUCUCUUCGCGAGCAGCGACCCGAAGCAGAGCUCGGGUAACAACACCUCCUCCGCGAACCCCUUGUCAAUCAGUUCUGGCUCGCGCUCAACCGCGCGUGCGCAAGUGCUGUCCAAAUCAUCCGACGGAUCUGGGUCUGGCUCGAGUAUGCGCAAAUAUGUAGACCCUCGAUGUCUCUCGAGCUUUGGCAGUGACAGUUUCUUGGAUGAUCAGAUGCUGAGCAGCGAGGGCAAAAGUCAAAGCCUUGGGCAGAUGGGCCGCCAACGGCUACAGACUGGCCAUGCUGCGGUGCACAGGAACGGCUGUCAGGAAAACGGUGCCGUCGGAAGCGAUGCACCGCCGCAAAAUGCGAGAGCCUCUGGCAGUUUUUACGGCAGCGGGUCGGUGAUCAAGCAGGAUGCAACAUGGCCAUCAGUGAAUCCUGCGAAUCUCAAGAGCUUCGAGAGUGACGCAUGCGCCGACAAUCCGCGCAACGAGAGCUCUGCUUUGUCGAGCCUGCAUGAAAUUGUGAGCAGGUCUGUGGUGUCAGUGUGUGGCCCAUAG